Messenger RNA from Suricata suricatta (meerkat), 3910 nucleotides. It is a transcript of the gene XYLT1, whose product is annotated as xylosyltransferase 1. Gene Ontology annotation, biological process: chondroitin sulfate proteoglycan biosynthetic process; heparan sulfate proteoglycan biosynthetic process. The transcript is spliced from 14 exons. The coding region runs from base 181 to 3117 and encodes 978 amino acids. NCBI's taxonomy places the organism in Eukaryota, Metazoa, Chordata, Mammalia, Carnivora, Herpestidae. The record is from RefSeq and is a predicted model, not a curated record. Gene Ontology annotation, molecular function: protein xylosyltransferase activity. Gene Ontology annotation, cellular component: membrane.
CAAAUCCCCAGCCGACUCCCUGAAUCCGGAUUCAGGCUUGGGCGCCUGGUCUCACUUUAGGUCUCCUGUCUGCCAUUUCUGGCUGUCUGAGACUCCUGUGUCUACCUUCUCCGUCUCUAACCCUGUCCUCUGCCCGGUGCCCUCUCUGACUUUCCUCGCGCUGCUCUCCAGUGAUGAGGCAUGCCCCCUUCUCCCGGAUGGUGCUUCUGCGCUCCGUCUCUCGUGUGGAGCCGAUUGCUGUCACCAGCUGUGCGUCUGAAGAGCAUCACGACUUGGGCUCUCGACCCUCAUCCAAGUCCACCGCUCACCCUGGAGACCCAGGAUGGCUACUUUUCUCACCGGCCGAAAGAGAAGGUGCGAACAGACAGCAACAAUGAGAACUCCGUCCCCAAAGACUUUGAGAAUGUGGACAACAGCAACUUUGCACCCAGGACUCAAAAGCAAAAGCACCAGCCUGAGCUGGCAAAGAAGGCCCCUAGCAGACAGAAGGAGCUCUUGAAAAGGAAGCUGGAGGAGGAGAAGGGCAAGGGGCAUCCGUUCCCGGGCAAGGGCACCAACGAGGUGCCCCCUCCCAGUGACAAAGCCGCAGCCAACAGCAGCCGUGGGAAGGAUGUCCCAAGACAGCCCCAUGGCCGGAAAAGCGGGGGAAGCUCCUCUGAGAUCAAGUAUGACCAGCCCCCCAAGUGUGACAUCUCGGGCAAGGAGGCCAUCUCCGCCCUGUCCCGUGCCAAGUCCAAGCACUGCCGCCAGGAAAUCGGGGAGACCUACUGCCGCCACAAGCUGGGGCUGCUGAUGCCCAAGAAGGUGACUCGGUUCUGCCCCCUGGAAGGCAAAGCCAACAAGAACGUUCAGUGGGACGAGGACUCGGUGGAGUAUAUGCUGGCCAACCCAGUCAGAAUCGCCUUCGUCCUGGUGGUCCACGGCCGCGCCUCUCGCCAGCUGCAGCGCAUGUUCAAGGCCAUUUACCACAAAGACCAUUUCUACUACAUCCACGUGGACAAGCGCUCGAAUUACCUGCAUCGGCAAGUGCUCCGGUUCGCCCGACAGUAUGACAACGUCCGCGUCACGCCCUGGAGGAUGGCCACCAUCUGGGGCGGAGCCAGCCUGCUGUCCACAUACCUGCAGAGCAUGCGGGACCUCCUGGAGAUGACCGACUGGCCCUGGGACUUCUUCAUCAACCUCAGUGCAGCCGACUACCCCAUCAGGACCAAUGACCAGUUGGUGGCAUUUCUCUCCCGAUACCGAGACAUGAAUUUCCUGAAGUCACACGGCCGGGACAAUGCCAGGUUCAUCCGAAAACAGGGUCUGGACCGACUGUUCCUGGAGUGUGACGCCCACAUGUGGCGCCUGGGGGACCGGCGAAUCCCAGAGGGCAUUGCUGUGGACGGAGGCUCGGACUGGUUCCUGCUGAACCGGAAGUUUGUGGAGUAUGUGACAUUCUCCACAGAUGACCUGGUGACCAAAAUGAAGCAGUUUUACUCCUACACCCUGCUUCCUGCUGAGUCCUUCUUCCACACGGUCCUGGAGAACAGCCCCCACUGCGACACCAUGGUGGACAACAACCUGCGCAUCACCAACUGGAACCGCAAGCUGGGCUGCAAGUGCCAGUACAAGCACAUCGUGGACUGGUGCGGCUGCUCCCCCAACGACUUCAAGCCGCAGGACUUCCACCGCUUCCAGCAGACAGCCAGGCCCACCUUCUUCGCCCGAAAAUUCGAAGCCGUGGUGAACCAGGAAAUCAUCGGGCAGCUGGACUAUUACCUGUACGGGAACUACCCCGCGGGCACCCCGGGCCUCCGCUCCUACUGGGAGAACGUGUACGAUGAGCCGGACGGCACCCACAGCCUGAGCGACGUGGCCCUCACCUUGUACCACUCGUUCGCCCGCCUGGGCCUCCGACGGGCCGAGUCGUCGCUGCACGUGGACGGGGAGAACAGCUGCCGGUACUACCCCAUGGGCCACCCAGCGUCCGUCCACCUCUACUUCCUUGCCGACCGCUUCCAGGGCUUUCUGAUCAAGCAUCACGCUACCAAUCUGGCCGUGAGCAAACUUGAGACCCUGGAGACCUGGGUGAUGCCGAAGAAAGUCUUCAAGAUCGCAAGCCCGCCCAGCGACUUCGGGAGGCUCCAGUUUUCUGAGGUCGGCACCGACUGGGAUGCCAAGGAGCGGCUUUUCCGCAACUUUGGGGGUCUCCUGGGGCCCAUGGAUGAGCCGGUGGGCAUGCAGAAAUGGGGGAAGGGCCCCAAUGUCACCGUGACCGUCAUCUGGGUGGAUCCCGUCAACAUCAUCGCAGCCACCUACGACAUCCUGAUUGAGUCCACUGCCGAAUUCACGCACUACAAGCCCCCUCUGAACUUGCCCCUGAGGCCGGGGGUCUGGACAGUGAAAAUCCUUCACCACUGGGUGCCAGUUGCAGAGACCAAAUUCCUCGUGGCUCCUCUGACCUUCUCAAAUAGGCAGCCCAUCAAACCAGAGGCCGCCCUGAAGCUGCACAGCGGGCCCCUGCGCAACGCCUACAUGGAGCAGAGUUUCCAGAGCCUGAACCCCGUCCUCAGUCUGCCCGUCAGCCCCGCCCAGGUGGAGCAGGCACGGAGGAACGCGGCCAUGACCGGCGCGGGCCUGGAGCGCUGGCUGGACUCGCUGGCGAGACGGUCCGGCAGAGCAGGGUCCCAGGAGAAAGGCUGGCUCGGCUGUCCUGGUCCCAAGAUGGUGCUAACAAUAAAAGGAAGGAAUUUGGAGACCUCGACGGCUGCCCCCUUCGACCUCAGGAGGCCCAGCCGGCCCAGGCAGAGGGGACGGGUGACAGCUGAUUGCCCGCUCCGUCCACCUCCCACCACCAUCCGGGAAGCAGCAGCAUCCGGAAGCUUUGGUGGCAACCGCGUGAGCCCGAGGCUGCCCAUCUGUAGGCGGCAGAUGCCACAGAAACGGCUUCUAAAUGUCAUCUUUGAGAGACGCGCGCUCUCCCGUUGCCGCCGUGGGGGAAACGGAGGCUCGAAGGCUCGGGUGUUGACGCGGACGUGCCCUCCCCUCCCCCACCACGGCGUGGCGACUUGCGGUCCUUCGUUCAAGGGUAAAUCAGGAGAGUUUCUCUCUUCAUCCUUCCUGCCUGGAAAGUGAGAGCAUUAAAUAUUCCCAGCGGAUGGGUCGUGUUCUCGAAGGGAUCACACGUCCGCCUUCUGUCAUUCCAGGCUUUGUUGGAGGCCAAAGACAACCCUAGGGUUUCACAGGACAUUUACUGGAAUGGAGCGCAGCGUCCUUAGAGUCCGUCCGCAGUCUCUUUCCUUUGUAAGCUUACGUUGUCAAUGGCGUGCGUCUGGGUAUUUUUUUAGAGGCCUCAUGAUAAGUUAUUACUGUCCCCCGCAUUUUUUUUCAAAGACAUGUGGUGAUAUAGUUUUUAAAAAUAACUAUUUUGUUAUAGAUCAUGAUAUGCAUAAAACUGUACAGAAAUAUUUUGUAAUGUAUUGAUUUAAAAAAUCUGUAAAUACAGUUUAAAAAAAAUUCCAAUGGCCCACAACUGAAAGAUGUAGAUAUUUUGCUAUUUAUUUAAAGGAGUAUUUUAAGAGAUAUUGAACUAUCUGAAAUUGACCAGUUAUCAAAAUUCCAAUCAUCCGAACGCUUUUUUCCUCGACGUAGACAGUGAUUCUCGGAAAUGAUUGCACUACCCGCCCAUUUUUGCACCUUUUCUGUCUUUUCAUUUAGCAGAAAAAUAACAAGAAAAUUGUGCCUUAGCUGUAUUUUUUUGUCUAGGGAGUUUGUUUCUGUCUGACAAAGCAAAAUUUUUUGCAGAAAACCGUGGAUGUAUUAAAUACUGUAUCAUACCAAAAACACUGCAGGUGUAGAGAGAUGCUUUCUGUCAUACUGUGUUUUCAGAUGCAGAAUUUUAAAAUUAAAAAAAAAAAUACUGUCUUUA